Messenger RNA from Anguilla rostrata (American eel), 3042 nucleotides. RefSeq names its product cytochrome P450 2U1 (gene cyp2u1). Lineage: Eukaryota; Metazoa; Chordata; Actinopteri; Anguilliformes; Anguillidae. Gene Ontology annotation, biological process: xenobiotic metabolic process. Gene Ontology annotation, molecular function: heme binding; oxidoreductase activity, acting on paired donors, with incorporation or reduction of molecular oxygen, reduced flavin or flavoprotein as one donor, and incorporation of one atom of oxygen; steroid hydroxylase activity. The coding region runs from base 1 to 1608 and encodes 535 amino acids. The record is from RefSeq and is a predicted model, not a curated record. Gene Ontology annotation, cellular component: intracellular membrane-bounded organelle; cytoplasm. The transcript has 5 exons.
AUGCUGAGGCAGCUAUGGCAGCAGCUGCAAUGUAUUACUUUAUUCUCGAGUGUAUACUUGGUGGCCUUGGCCGUGUUUUUAGCAGUGUUUUUCGUGUCACACAAAUUUAAAAAACGAACAUUCUCUAAUGUUCCUCCCGGUCCGAAACCCUGGCCUUUGAUUGGCAAUUUUGGACAGUUUCUUAUCCCAAGUUUUGUUUUGAAACGGCGCGGGGGUCGUACUGAAAAACGCGAACCAAGGAAAUCCGUUUUUGUAUCCCCACAAGUUUUUCUAACGGAACUGUCGAAAAAGUAUGGCAGUAUCUACAGCCUUUUUAUUGGUAAUCAACUGAUAGUUAUAUUGACAGGCUACGAAGUCGUCAAGGACGCCCUCUCAAAUCGAGCCGACGUAUUUUCUGACCGACCUGAUGUUCCCGUCGUAACUAUUAUGACAAAGCGGAAAGGUAUAGUGUUUGCCCCCUAUGGUCCCGUGUGGAGACAGCAGCGAAAGUUCUGCCAUGCAACUUUACGGAGUUUUGGGCUGGGCCGGCUGAGCCUAGAGCCCCGCAUCCUGGAGGAGCUGGCAGUAGUGAAGAAUGAGCUGCUGAGAAUCCACGCAGAGGGAGAGGGGAUGCCCGUUGACCUGACACCGCUCGUCAGCAACGCGGUGUCUAAUGUGAUCUCCUCCAUUAGCCUCGGUCAGCGUUUCCACCACGGGGAUUCCCAGUUCCGCUCGCUGCUGGAGCUCAUGUCCAGGGGCCUGGAGCUCUGCAUCAACAGCCCGGCCAUCCUCAUCAACGUCUUCCCCUGGCUGUACUACCUGCCCUUCGGUCCCUUCAGGGAAAUCCGGCAGGUGGAGAGGGACAUCACGGUCUUCCUGAAGGAAAUUAUCGUCCAGCACAGGUCCAGUUUGGACCCGGACAGCCCCCGUGACCUUAUCGACAUGUACCUGGUGGAGACGGCCCAGCAGCAACAGAGCGUAGGGGCGGGGGAAACCAGCUUCUCGGAGGAUUAUCUCUUCUACAUCAUUGGCGAUCUCUUCAUCGCCGGAACUGACACCACCACCAAUACUGUGCUCUGGAUGCUGCUGUACAUGAGCGUAUAUCCAGACAUUCAAGAGAAGGUUCAGGCUGAGAUUGAUUCAGUUGUGGGGACAGACAGGGUCCCCUCGCUGACAGACAAGGCUAGCUGUCCUUUUACUGAAGCCACUAUUAUGGAGGUCCAGAGGAUGACUUCAGUUGUUCCCCUGGCAAUACCUCACAUGGCCUCAGAGACCACAGUGUUUCGAGGAUACACAAUCCCCAAGGGAACUGUGAUUAUCCCAAACCUCUGGUCUGUCCAUCGAGAUCCGACUGUGUGGGAAAACCCAGACGACUUCAAUCCCGCCAGGUUCCUGGACAAAAAUGGACAAGUUCUGAGAAAAGAAUUUUUCAUUCCAUUCGGAAUAGGCCGCAGGCUGUGCAUGGGCGAGCAGCUGGCUAAGAUGGAGCUCUUCCUGAUGUUCUCGAAUCUGAUGCAGGCUUUCACCUUCAGGCUCCCGGACGGCUUGCCACCACCCUCCAUGGACGGGCGAUUUGGACUUACACUGGCACCUUGCCCUUACACUGUCCAUGUGACUCCUCGUCGCUGAGACCUUGUGACUGCUGUUAGUUACGGCAGUAUAUAAUUAUAUUAUUAUUAUUAUUAUUAUUAUUAUUAUUAUUAUUAUUAUUAGCACUUCUAGAAGUAUUGGUACAUGGUUGCAAUUGCCACAAACUAGAAAUCAAUCAACAUUACACUUGCACCUUACCCUUGGAAAAAAAAAGUAUUUUCGCUACUUUGAACAUUGUUACAAAUUUAUCAAAACUAGACUUUUCAUAGCAGUAAUUCAUGUGACACUGCUGCCAAUUUUGACCUGCACCGACUUAUUUAUGAUAGAUAUGAUUUUCAAGUUGUGUUUUCACAUAAUCUUGUAGCAAACUUACUUUCUGGGCUGGUCCGUGGGUUAUUCUGUGAAUACCGAUGGCUUAUCUGGGAAGUGAUAUAACGUGUAGUGGACCAAACCGGGGGACUUUGUAGCAAGCAGGAAGUUACGGAGUGAAAUCAGACAGGAAAGUAUCAUAUUGACAAGUGGUAUGAGUAGUGGCCCUGUCAGAUGAACUUUCUCCAGAAAUUCUGAUAUGGUCCAGGUGACCAGACUGAAAUAUUCAGAUUUACCAUAAGACUGUGGGUCUAUAAGACUUUCAGUUUGGUUUGGUAUUCUUGCACUUUAAAGCUGUGUGAUUGUGAUAUUUUUUUAAAGAUUGUUGCAAUCACUCUGAAUGACUGUUUGACUGAUGACUCCUAAGGCUCAUUGUUUUCAGUUUAUACCAAUUUUACCGCAGGACGGCUUGGAACAAGCUUCCAGAAGUAGAAAAUGGAGAGAAAAAUUAGGAGAGCUCAAAUGAGCUGCUGAAUAUGUGUUGAAAAGCACUACAUUUUCAGUGUUUGGAAUUAAAAUCAAAAUUUCACCCUGAUCUUGGUGUUGUUAUUUUUGUGAUAUGACUUUCUCCUGAAUUUUUGCAUUAGGCUAUUUUUUCAACUGAUUUUCAUCCAUUUUUUAAUAUAUAAAAUAAACUGCUAAAUUCUUAUAUUUAUUUAUUUUAUGUUUUUUGAAAAAACAAUGAGCCUUAAUGGCACCUUAGACCACCUCAAGACUGAAACUUAAAUGUGUUUGGGUUAACAGGCUUUAGUGAAACCAUUGCUGUUUCAUUUAGAAUUCUGUUCCACUUUGAAUGUGCUCAGGGAAAGUGGUAUUGUUAUCAAUUAAGAUUAAUUGAAAUAUUAAGUAAUAUUUCAUUCUCAGAUGCUUUUGUUUCUUAAUGUACUUUAAUAUAUUUUGGCUUUACUGUUAAGUUCAGCCAGAUUUGCUAUUGAGUGAAGUAAUGAUCUGCCUCUCUACCAAGUUCUAGAACUGCUUUUUCUUACCUAAGGCCGUAGCUUUUAAUAAAGUGUUGCCCACUUGACUACCAGUUCAAUGAUUGGUCAUUUUACUAUGACAUUAAAAUUUUGAAUAUUUAGAAAAUUAAACAAUUAAUUUAAAACA